AUGAAGGCGCUGAACGAGCAGGUGCACGGCCCCAGCGACAACCUGUACCGCGGCUGGGAGGUCCUGGGCCACUCUGACCUGGACACGGAUGAUGAUGAUGACGAGGAGCUGGAGCUGGACAGCAGCGAGCUCAUGGAUCAAGAGGGGUUUGAUGCACAGAUGGACGCUGAUCUGGACGAGAGCAGCGACGACGAGGACAGCGAUGAUUAUGACGACGACGACGACGACAGCGAUGACGACGAUGACGACGAUGGCGGCGGUGGCCAUGACAUCAUCAGCAGCGACGAGAGCAGUAGCGACGACAGCAGCAGCGACGAGGAUAGCAGCGACGAUAGCUCUGGCAGCGAGGGCGCGGACGAGGGCGAGUAG
Messenger RNA from Monoraphidium neglectum, 369 nucleotides. RefSeq lists its product as hypothetical. Lineage: Eukaryota; Viridiplantae; Chlorophyta; Chlorophyceae; Sphaeropleales; Selenastraceae. The transcript is spliced from 3 exons. The record is from RefSeq and is a predicted model, not a curated record. Bases 1 to 369 code for a protein of 122 amino acids.